AUGGAUCAACUCAUCUUUCAUGAUGGUGCAUUCUGCCUGAAAAAAUGUUUGAACAGUCUUCCUUGCGGAAUAACUUCACACAAUCUAUUGCCUCUGAAACUCGCAUGUUUCAUCGCGUUGAGCUGUCCUAAAGCUCGAGGUUCUUGUGAGUGGAGGCUUCUCAAGUUUCCCAAACUCGCUGGGACAACACCUGAGAAGCGGUUUCUAGGCAGUGAAAGAGUUUCCAACAAUGUAAGAUGGCCUAAACCAGAUCAGGAAGAUUGCCUUGGAGAGAGUUAUUAUUAUCUGAGCACAAGAUCUUUAAGACUAGUUAAGUUAGAGAAACUGUUGAGAAUCAAACCAGUGAUGAACUUGGACAGAGAGUCAAGAUUCCCCA
Messenger RNA from Eruca vesicaria subsp. sativa (arugula), 376 nucleotides. The record is from the annotation of a GenBank genome assembly. Lineage: Eukaryota; Viridiplantae; Streptophyta; Magnoliopsida; Brassicales; Brassicaceae.